GUCGAAUCAGCUCCGGUCCUUUCCCACGGGGAUCGAGGUCGAUCAGGUGCGCCGCAAGUACUACGACUUCGAGCAGGUGCAGGGCGAGCGGGCGCUGCGCGUGCCCUUUGUGGACCGAGUGGGCAACGAGGUCGACAGUAGGUGGCUUCAUAAAGAUAACGCACCGGAACAACAUCAACUGACCUAUUGCGGCGCAGAAGAUGAAACGAAAACCACGAUUCUUGGGAGGAGAGAUCGCAAAUGCGAGCCACUUUUUGGGGCACUGUCCUCGGCUGCAACAAGGAGCAACGAUUUAUUCCACUACCACCCCGACGGGAUGGAGCACUGUUUCUUGAACGAAAUCGCGGAGGAAGCCAGUCGGCGGGACUACGUGGCGUCCGCAGCAGGGGUCGGCCCGUCCGCCACUUCUUGCCCCAUACACCACAUGGCGGAACAAGUGAAACACGCGCCAGGUCAGGGAGCUGGCGUGCCUGCAUUGAGAGCUUCGAACGCCACCGCAUCUAUCGGAGAAAAGAGAACUGUCUCGACAUUGCAGGAACAUGCCGAGAGCCGAGCUCUGGUUACAGUACACAAUGAGCAGCCUGCUGUUGGUUUGAGCACCAGCUGCG
Molecule: messenger RNA, 608 nt
Organism: Amoebophrya sp. A120
Lineage: Eukaryota; Dinophyceae; Syndiniales; Amoebophryaceae
Source: the annotation of a GenBank genome assembly